This is a messenger RNA of Chelonoidis abingdonii (Abingdon island giant tortoise), 430 nucleotides long. RefSeq names its product histone H3. Gene Ontology annotation, molecular function: structural constituent of chromatin; protein heterodimerization activity; DNA binding. Lineage: Eukaryota; Metazoa; Chordata; Testudines; Testudinidae. The record is from RefSeq and is a predicted model, not a curated record. Gene Ontology annotation, cellular component: nucleosome.
AAUAUGGCCAGGACCAAGCAGACCGCUCGUAAGUCUACUGGUGGCAAAGUCCCCCGUAAGCAGUUGGCUACUAAAGCUGCCGGAAAGAGCGCGCCUGCCACUGGGGGAGUGAAGAAGCCUCAUCGCUACCGACCCGGGACUGUGGCCCUGCGAGAGAUCCGCCGCUACCAGAAAUCAACUGAGCUGCUCAUUCGCAAGCUGCCCUUCCAGCGCCUGGUGCGUGAAAUCGCCCAAGAUUUCAAGACCGACUUGCGCUUCCAGAGCUCGGCCAGUAUGGCUCUACAGGAGGCGAGCGAAGCCUAUUUGGUGGGGCUCUUUGAAGACACUAACCUGUGUGCUAUUCAUGCCAAGAGAGUUACCAUCAUGCCCAAGGACAUCCAGUUAGCCCGGCGUAUCCGUGGUGAGAGGGCUUAAAGGCUGCCCUUCAGCU